Molecule: messenger RNA, 2952 nt
Organism: Haliotis rubra (blacklip abalone)
Lineage: Eukaryota; Metazoa; Mollusca; Gastropoda; Lepetellida; Haliotidae
Exons: 2
Coding region: 1-2952 (983 amino acids)
Biological process (GO): DNA integration
Molecular function (GO): nucleic acid binding
Source: RefSeq, a predicted model, not a curated record
AUGGAUACACUGCUGGCAAAGGGUUAUGCCAUUGAAGUUCCUGCAGACGAGAUUACUUGCCAACCUGGACGCGUCUGGUAUCUGCCACACCAUGGAGUGUAUCAUCCGAAAAAGCUGAACAAGAUCAGAGUGGUCUUUGACUGUAGCGCCAAGUAUGGAGGUUUAUCAAUCAAUGAUGUUCUUCUACAAGGCCCCGAUCUUGCCAAUUCUCUCAUUGGUGUUUUAGCUCGUUUCAGAUCAGACCAAGUUGCCUUCAUGGGAGAUGUAGAGGCCAUGUUUCAUCAAGUCAAGGUUCCACGGGAGCACCAGGACUAUCUACGGUUUCUGUGGUGGCCUGAUGGUAAUGUUCAUAGUGAGCUGAAGGAGUACCGCAUGACUGUGCACACUUUCGGAACUGUAUCCUCUCCCACUGUUGCCAAUUAUGCCCUGAAAAGCACAGGAGCCAAGUCCAGAUCUAACUAUGAUGACCAGGUUGCACAAACGAUAGAACGCAAUUUCUAUGUCGACGACUGCUUGAAAUCUGUGGAGUCUGAUGAGUGUGCUAGUGACUUGAUAAAGAAUGUAAAGCUUGCAUGUGCGGAUGGUGGAUUCAACUUGACAAAGUUUACAAGCAGCAGCAAGAUUGUUCUGUCCUCCAUUCCUCAAGAACAUCGCUCCAAGGAGAUUCAAGCCGUUGACCUCAGUCGAGAUGAUAUUCCCAUGGAGAGAGCACUGGGGCUGCAGUGGGAUACCAAGCUGGAUUGCUUCAAGUACACGGUUGACUUGCCAGAGAAGCCGUUUACUAGACGAGGAAUUCUGUCCAUGGUGUCCUCCUUGUAUGACCCUCUAGGUCUCGUCGCACCGGUGCUGCUGCCUGCUAAAAGAAUCCUUCAAGACUUGUGUAAGGACAAGGAUCUAGGCUGGGAUGACAACAUCGCUCCACAGGAUAUGGUUGCUCUGCAUACAUUAGGCUUUUUUGACAUAAAUGGAAACAUCCACACAACACUUCUCCUGGGCAAAGCUCGACUGGCUCCUUUGAAAACCCUGACUAUUCCCAGAUUAGAACUGACAGCUGCUACUGUGUCUGUGAAAAUAGGACAAUUUCUCCUGCGGGAACUGGAUGUAAACAUUGACCGUGUCACCUACUACACAGAUUCAACAACUGUUCUGCAGUAUAUUCGCAGUGAAAAGAACAGAUUUCCAGUGUUCGUCGCCAACCGAGUGAAGCUUAUCAGGGACUUCAGUACACCAGAACAGUGGAAGUAUGUCGAUUCCAAAACCAACCCAGCUGACAUUGCAUCUCGAGGAUCUAGCUGCUCACAGUUCCUGAAAUCCAUUGAAUGGUUCAAUGGUCCAAAGUUCUUGAGAAUGCCUGAUUCAAAAUCAAUUUCGGAACCUCAGAAAACAAUUGAAGCUGCUGUGAUGUCAACGUUGAAUGAGACAGCGGAUUCCCCUGGAGAUGUUGUUAGUAAACUCCUCAAUUAUUACUCAUCCUGGUACAGACUGAAAAGAGCAGUCGCAAUCUAUCGCAGGUUCUUCAACUUUCUGAAAAGCAAGUCUCAAAAAGGAAAGCCCUCAGCUAACGCUCUUUUGUCACUUCAAGAACUCAUAGACUCUGAGGAGAGUAUUCUUUCCUUUGUUCAGCACAUGGAGUAUGGCUCAGAAAUCUCAAUCCUCUCUAAGAACACAGAAAUGGGUUAUCGACCCACUGUACUACCAAGAAGUAGUCCUGUCCGCAAUCUCUGCCCAUGCUUUGUGGAUGGUUUACUCAGAGUUGGAGGUCGUUUGAGCAAUGCCAACAUCAGCGACACCAUGAAGCAUCCUGUCCUAUUGCCACGUAAGUCUCCUCUAUCCGAUCUGAUUGUUCGUGAUGUACACGAGAGACUAGGUCAUGCUGGUAGAAACCAUGUCCUGUCUGCACUAAGAGAGGAAUUUUGGAUUACAAACGCUAAUUCUGCUGUCAGAAGUAUUUUGAACAAAUGUGUACUUUGUAGGAGAUUAAAGAUGUCCACCGGUCAGCAGAUUAUGUCCGAUCUCCCGACCAACAGGGUACAGCCAUCUCCACCAUUCACCUGCACUGGACUAGAUUGUUUUGGCCCUCACACCGUCAGAGAAGGACGCAAGGAAGUAAAACGGUAUGGUGUCCUGUUUACUUGCAUGGUUAGCAGAGCUGUUCACAUAGAGACUGCCAACUCCUUAAAUACAGACUCCUUUAUUAAUGCUCUUAGACGUUUUAUCGCCCGCAGAGGAGCAGUCAAAGAGAUCUCUUGUGACAACGGCACAAACUUCACUAGUGGAGCCAAGGAACUUUGUCAUGCACUUGAUGAAAUCGACCAGUCUGAAGUUCACAAUUACUUGUUGAAACUGAACAUCAUCUGGAAAUUCAACCCACCUUCAGCCAGUCAUAUGGGAGGUGUAUGGGAAAGGCUGAUACGGUCUGUCCGUGGUGUUCUCAGCCCGCUUCUCCAAGAAUACAGUCAACGCCUUGAUGAUGAGCUGUAUAGAACACUCCUGUGUGAAGUUGAGUCGAUUUUGAAUUCUAGGCCUCUGACAACAAUGUCCAGUGAUCCGUCAGAUGUAGAACCAUUGACACCCAACCAUUUGCUGAUGGUAAGAUCCAGUGCGUACAUUCCACCACCUGGAGUAUUUCAGGCAUCUGAUGUCUACGCACGCCGCCGAUGGAGACGUGUACAGUACUUGGCAGAGCUUUUCUGGAGUAGAUGGAGAAAGGAGUACCUUUUAACACUUCAGAAACGUCAGAAAUGGCAAGCUCCAAAAAGGAACUUCAAGGUAAACGAUAUUGUUCUGGUCAAGGACGAUAACCUCCCCAGGAAUGCUUGGCUCAUGGCUCGCGUUGUGGACACUGAACCCGACAGUCGUGGCUUUGUCAGAAGUGUGACCCUCAAGACAAGAGGUUCAGAUCUCCGAAGGCCAAUUCACAAACUAGUAUUGCUCGUACCUGCUGCAGAAUAA